Kockovaella imperatae is the source of this 2399-nucleotide messenger RNA. RefSeq names its product putative mannosyltransferase. NCBI's taxonomy places the organism in Eukaryota, Fungi, Basidiomycota, Tremellomycetes, Tremellales, Cuniculitremaceae. Gene Ontology annotation, biological process: protein N-linked glycosylation. The record is from RefSeq and is a predicted model, not a curated record. The transcript is spliced from 8 exons. Gene Ontology annotation, molecular function: alpha-1,2-mannosyltransferase activity. Gene Ontology annotation, cellular component: endoplasmic reticulum membrane. Bases 38 to 2311 code for a protein of 757 amino acids.
AGGGAUUUUCAUUGAUCGUUCAAAUUUCGUAAGCUGUAUGAGCCGAAACAUCGGCAACUCGAGGGACCACCGAGGAAGAGGUUCCUACUGUUGGUCACCUGGUCACGAGCACUCUUUGCGUUUGACCCCAAGCUUGUUGUGCACAGGGAAGCAAGCCUCUUGUCCACCGGAAAAUCUCGUCGAGCGCCCAGCUCACACUAAAAGGAGGACCACAGAGAACUACCCCUUCAAGAUGUCCACAGCUCCUGAAGAUGGGUUGCGUCAACGCCAUCCUCAAUCCGUGACUACCGCCGAAGCGGAUCCAUCUGGCAAGGUCGCCAAGAAGGAUGUUUUUGGGUCUCAAGGUCCACAGAGCUGGAAGAGGAGGCAUCAGGGGCUGCUACAGGAUAAGCUGGGCAGGACCGGAGCAGGCCCGCUCGUGCCGUCCUUCUCCGUUGCUGUGAGGAUGCUUCUAUUGAUCAGAUCAGCUGGAGCGAUGUACAGUCUGAUAUCAGACUGCGAUGAGGUAUUCAACUUUCUCGAACCUCUUCACUACUUCAGACAUAAUUCAGGUUUCCAAACGUGGGAGCUCUUGCCUGAGUACGCGAUUCGAAGCUGGGCAUACGUUUUAUUACACUGGCCCCUGGCUCAUCUGGCUCCGAUGAUUUUGCGCGUCGGCAAGCGCCAACAAUUCUUCGCACUGCGAUUAUCGCUCGGCCUCGUGUCGUCACUGUGCGAAGCCAAGUUCUACCGCGCAGUCGUCGAGGCAGUCAACGAGCAUGUCGGACGGUAUACUUUAUUCGCCAUGGCCUUCUCUGCUGGCAUGUGGAGCGCAAGCGUAGCAUUCCUGCCGUCCUCAUUUACGAUGUACACUACUCUCUUGGCUUGUUCGUACUCAUUCCACCCCGCGACUUCAGACUCCAUCGGUAUCAGCAGGAUCCGCAAAGCCACGUUCUUCGUUGCUCUUGGAGCGAUUGUUGGAUGGCCAUUCAGCGCCGCAAUUGGAAUUCCGCUGGUCUUCGAAUAUCUUUUCUUGACUGGCGGUGAUGUUGCCGUUGGUGGUGCCCGGUCAACCUUGACGGCCAAACGCUGGCAGAGUAUGAUCUCAGCGGUGGUCAUCUCUCUAUCUAUCGUCCCGGCGGUGUACUUGAUCGACUCUUGGGCCUAUGGUCGUCAAACGUUCCCGACGCUCAACAUUGUUCUCUACAACAUCUUCUCGAGUAAUGGACCGGAUCUGUACGGGAUCUCCCCAUGGUGGUACUACCUCGCCAACCUGUUCCUCAACUUCAACUAUCUGUUACCGUUUGCACUUGUCUCUCUCCCAGGCCUGCUGGUGACGUAUUUUGUCGACAAUCGUCGACUUGGCAAAAGCCAAAUGUCUCCAAAGGCAGGGGAGACCAGCCCGUACACCUUGCUGGCUACGCGAUUGGCUCCUUUCUACCUCUGGCUGGUGAUUAUGAGCUUGCAGCCUCACAAGGAGGAGCGCUUCAUGUUCCCCUUGUAUCCUCUACUGUGCUUCAAUGCCGCCGUAGGGAUAUAUCUGAUCAAGGGAUGGGCCGAGGUCGCAUACAUUAAAGUCACAAAAUCUCCUUACCAGGCCUCCAAAUCCACCUGGUUCUCCAAUUUCUCCCUCUUUUGCAUUGUCAUCCCUUCCCUCCUGUCCAUUUCGCGCGUCCUCGCCCUUCACCACUUCUAUCACGGUCCAUUUGAGAUUGUCCGACAUUUCCAAUACAGCACUAUCCCCGGCAUCCUCUCGUCCCUCGGCUAUUCGCCUAUUCCGCUGCGAUACAAGCCGAAACCAAGGGAGAAGAUAACCCCCGAUUGGGAUUAUUCACCACUGGCCAAGAUGGAUGAUCCGAUAACUCUCUGCUACGGUACAGAAUGGUACCGCUACCCUUCGAGCUACUUCAUUCCUGAAGGCGUCAAUGUCCAGUGGGUCAGAACAGAUUUCGACGGCAUGAUGCCUCGUAAAUGGGAAGCCAGUGCGAUCUCCAGCAGUGUUUGGCCGAGGUCCGAAACAAGAGUCUCCAGACCAGGGAGGUUCAAUGGCGAGAACAAGGCAUCCGCUGAGCCCGGCACCUAUGUCCAACCUCAGCAAUGCGAUUAUAUCGUCGCCUCGCACAUGCCUUCCACACGUCAUACUACUCUCGAGCCUGAUUGGGCAGCUUCUCCUGAAUGGCAAAAGGAGUUCUGUACGCCUUUCCUCGAUGCAGAAGGCUCGCAAUGGUGGGCUAGACUAUAUUGGGUACCGGGAGACCUGCUGGAAGCUGGCAGGCAAUGGGGAGAGUACUGUCUAUUGAGGAAUGUUGAUAGAGCAAAGAAGAGAGCAUAGAGUGCCCUUGGCGCGUUCUGGGGGGGCAGUCACUUUGCCCGACGUAGAAUGAUUCAUCAAGACACAUACAACAUGCAUGAUUGUCGAC